Eruca vesicaria subsp. sativa (arugula) is the source of this 3098-nucleotide messenger RNA. The record is from the annotation of a GenBank genome assembly. Lineage: Eukaryota; Viridiplantae; Streptophyta; Magnoliopsida; Brassicales; Brassicaceae.
UAAUGAUCCUAAACGAAAUAUGCUUCCCUCUUGCAUCUCCCAAUUUUUUACAUCCUCGUAGUAUAUCCAGCUUCGAGUUUUGCUCUUCUCCUCUUGAAUAUCUGUUGUCUUUCUAGAAUCCAGUGUUACAAUGGAUACCAUUAUUGGGUGCCUUUGUUCAGCUGUUCCGAGUUUUCAACAAAUUUUUAGUUUCUUGGCUUCACAUGUACAUGCAGAAUACAUUUACAAGUUUGACGACAAUCUUGACGAUUUGAAGACUGCUUGCGAGGAUCUUAAAGCAAAAAUAACUGACCUGGAAGGCAGGGUUAAUGCUGAAGAAUUCAAGGGUCAGCGACGAAAAGAUGAAGUGGUAAGGUGGCUUUUAAAAGCCAAAAAAGCUGUAGAGGAAACCAGUGUGCUGGUUGCUACGGCAUCCCCUAUAGGGGAAAGGUUGUCAACCCAUGGGUUUUGUUCCACCAAUCCCAUCUCAGCCUACAGCUGUGGCAGAAUGAUUCCCAAGAAGUUGGCUAAAGUUAGCGAACUCAUUUCUGAAAAAAUUUGCGAAGAGCUGACUCGGCAGUCUACUCUUGCUAAGGUAGUAGAACAACCUACCGAGCAAACAGUUGGUCUUGAUACAAAACUCGACAGCGCAUGGAGCCUUCUUAUGGAAGAGGGUACUAGAAUGUUGGGUCUGUACGGUAUGGGAGGGGUGGGUAAAACCACACUCCUAACUCGGAUUAACAACAAGUUCGUGGAAGUGGAUAAAUUUGAUGUUGUCAUUUGGGUUACAGUGUCGAAGGAUGUUGAUAUCGAGAAGAUUCAAGAUGAUAUCGGGAAAAGAUUACGUCUAUGUGACGACAAGUGGUGUAAAAAAGACCAAACCGAGAAACGUAGUGUUAUAUUCGAUGUUCUAACACAUAAGAAACCAAAAUACGUGCUUUUAUUGGAUGGCUUAUGGAAGGAGGUAAGUCUUACAAAAAUCGGGAUCCCACUGCGACAGGGAGGGAACUACAAAAUCGUGUUUACUACUCGCUCUAAGAGUGUCAGUGGAAGGAUGAAUCCAAAUGAGCAAAAAGAAGUUGAAUGUUUGGGGGAGAAGGAGGCAUUGGAUUUGUUAAUGCAAAAUGCGGGAAGAAGAGACGGGCUAAGUGGCGGUAUGCUUGAUCUUUCGAAAGAGAUUGCGAAACAGUGCCAUGGCUUACCCCUAGCCCUUGAGGUCGUUGGCAAGUGUCUGUCUUCUAGAACGACUGAAGCUGACUGGGGUGAAGUACUCUGCACUUUGGGUUCUCAUCCAGCUGUACUGGAAGGUAUGAAGAAGGAAAUGUUUGGUGUUUUGAAAGUAAGCUACGAUUACUUAGAACGAGGCGAAAAGGAUGCACAGUCGUGUUUCAAGUACUGCGCCCUGUUUUCCUUGGCGUCUAAUAUCACCCAAGAUGAGCUGGUUGAGUAUUGGAUAGGUGAAGGUAUCAUAGACGUAAGUCAGGGAAGAAGAAGAGCAGAGCGUAUAGGUAAUGAGAUAAUCAAUACUCUUGUUGGUGCAUCUCUGUUAUUGAAGGAUGAGCGGAAAGUGCAUAUGCAUAAUAUGAUCCGUGAGAUGGCCUUGUGGAUAGCAAAUGAAGUUACAGAUGGGAAAAGAUUUCAUGUGCAAACCGAUGAUGCUCGGUUAACGGAAAUGCCGUAUGUCCCAGAUUGCCAAACCGUGAGCAAGAUGUCGCUGAUGAACAAUGAGAUCAAGAGCAUCACCAACUCUUCUUCUCAGUUUACCAAUCUUGUAACCUUGUUCCUACAGAAUAACAAGCUGGCAGAUCUCGUUGGCGGAUUCUUCUGUCUGCUAUCGAAUCUGGUGGUCUUGGACCUAUCUCGCAACACUGGCAUCACUGAGCUUCCCGACGAUAUUUCAAAGUUGGUAUCAUUGCGUUAUCUCAACUUGUUAGGGACGAGGAUAAAGAAUUUGGGAGGUCUGAAACAUUUGAUUCUACUUAUCCACUUGAAUUUGGAGUCCACAUCCUAUGUUCGGAGUCUCAGAAUCAUUUCAGGAUUAGAUAAGUUGCAGGUCUUGAGGUUUUAUGGUUCUGCUCCUUUAGAUCGCUCUCUACUAGAGAGCUUGGAAACAUUUCAAGCUUUAGAACUUUUGACCAUUACUGUAAGAGACGUCGAUGCCUUGGAAUCCUUUCUAGGAAGCAAAAAAAUACGAAGUUGUACCCAGGGUCUAUUUCUCGACCGACUUCAAAUAUCAGGAAGGUCAUUUGCAGCCACCUUCGGAGAGCUAGAUAGUCUUUCCAAACUCGAAAUGAUAGAGUGCGAUAUCAUAGAGACGGAGACAACGGGAAUAAACAGAUAUUCUCCAUCUACAUCAGCUAGUCAGAUAACUCCAAGCAAUACAUGGUUCAGGAACCUCUCAGCUGUGGUACUAAUCUCGUGCGAACAUCUCAAGGAUGUGACAUGGCUGAUAUAUGCUGCAAAUCUUGAGUCGUUAAGCAUCCGGGUUUCACAUAAGAUGGAAGAACUUAUAAGCGAAGAAAAAGCUCGGGAUGAUGUUCGCGUUGAGCCUUUUAAAAAGCUACAAGUUCUUGAUUUGGAUUAUUUGGGUGAACUGGCGAGCAUCUACUGGAGUCCACUUUCCUUUCCAUGUCUGCAGAAAGUCCACAUAACUAACUGCCCAAAGCUACGUAAGCUUCCAUUAGAUUCCACAAGUGUAAAGAAAAUUGAUGAUCUUGUCAUAGAAAUGGACGACGGAUGGGAAGAUAGAAUUGAAUGGGAAAAUGGAGCUAAAGAGCGAUUCUGUCGGCACACUGCUUCUGAUUCUUAAGCUUCUUUCGGUGUAGAAAUGCAAGCCCACUAAAAACUUGGUGCGGAAACCAGACAUCAUCACUAAAUGCAGUCCAAAGUUCCUGCUUUUUUCUUUUACUGUAAACUUGGUUCAACGCCGUUUUGUACCACAAAAAAAACUUCUGCUUUUGCCACUUCUGUGUGUGUGAUUGGAACAUCUUAUUGUUCGAGAUGUGUCUGUUUUGUUGUCAACUGCCAUCUUCGCCAACUUCAAACAUUAUUGGUGUACUUUUUUUCAACCAACUCUUGUUCAUACAAAGAUAAAAGCAUUCUUGGCAAGCAUAUCUGCC